Molecule: messenger RNA, 1377 nt
Organism: Trichoderma citrinoviride
Lineage: Eukaryota; Fungi; Ascomycota; Sordariomycetes; Hypocreales; Hypocreaceae
Product: MFS general substrate transporter
Exons: 7
Coding region: 1-1377 (458 amino acids)
Biological process (GO): transmembrane transport
Cellular component (GO): membrane
Molecular function (GO): transmembrane transporter activity
Source: RefSeq, a predicted model, not a curated record
AUGUCCACCACCGCAGUCACAACAAGCGAAACCGUCCUCCUCGAGCCACUCUCCCCUCCCGCUCCCACAGCCUCCAUCCCCCGCCGCUCCUCCAAGCCAGAUCCCCCCGAUCCCUUCCCAGAACCCUCCGUCCACGAUGCCGAAUCAGCCCUGCCCCCCUCAACAGCCGUCUCAACAGCCCAGCGAUGGAACGACCCCCCUCGGAACAAGUACCGCGUCCUCUCCUGCUUCUUCGCCUUCCUCGUCUACGGGAUGAACGACGGCGCCCCGGGAGCCAUGGUCCCCCUCUUUGGCGAGUACUAUCACCUGCGCCACUCCAUCGUCUCGCUCAUCUUCCUCAGUCCCAUGGUGGGCUGCGUGCUCGCCUCGUUCGCGUCCAACCGUCUCCACGCCAUAGCAGGGAGGCGCGGCGUGGCGCUGACGGCGACGGGGGCGUACGUCCUCGCGUACCUGGGCCUUUCGCAGCAUCCGCCCUUUCCCGUCGUCGUCUUCUUGCUCGUGCUGACGGGGUUUGGGAGCGGGCUGAUGAACGGGAGCUGGAAUAGCUGGGUUGGGGGCUUGGUGUCCGGGAGCACGCUGUUGGGCUUUUUGCAUGGGUUCUGGGGGGCUGGUGCUACGCUCGCUCCGAUCUUGGUGUCGAGAAUUGCGACAAAGGUGGAACAUUGGUGGAUCUUCUAUACCAUGAUGAUGGGCCUUGCUUGUCUCGCCUGCGUAGGCGUCACAUCCUCAUUCUGGGAUGACACCGGAGCUGGCUUCCAUCGACAUCGUGAAGCCCCUUUAUCACACGCGAACGCCCAACCAGGCACCAUCAAAGUCCUAAAGAACAAGGUAACCCUGACCUUCUCCGCCUUCAUGGUCCUCUACGUCGGCUCCGAAGUGACCAUCGGCGGCUGGCUCCUCACCUUCAUGAUGAGCGUCCGCAACGGCUCGCCCACGGCCUCGUCCCUCGCCACGUCGGGCUUCUGGAUCGGCCUCACGGUCGGCCGCUUCGCGCUGGGCUGGGUCACGGGCUACGUCGGCGAAAAGGUCAUGGUGACGGUGUACCUGCUCGCCGCGAUGGGUCUGGAGCUUGGCUUCUGGCUGGGCAGGGAGUUUGCGGUGAGCGCGGUCAUGGCGGCGCUCGUUGGGGUGUCGAUUGGGAUGAUUAUGCCGUCUGGAAUCCGACUGAUGACCAAGUUGCUGCCGCCGGAGAAGCAUCUUGUCUCGGUGGGCUUUGCAACGGCAUUUGCAGUAUCUGGAUCCGCCGUCUUCCCGUUUGCAGUCGGCGCACUCGCCGAGGCGUACGGCGUCGAGGUCCUCCAGCCGGUGGCCCUGGCCCUGUUUGGCUCGCAGCUGGGACUGUGGCUGUUUAUCUCUCGGAAUAAGCUCAAGGUGUAG